This is a messenger RNA of Nerophis lumbriciformis (worm pipefish), 291 nucleotides long. The record is from RefSeq and is a predicted model, not a curated record. NCBI's taxonomy places the organism in Eukaryota, Metazoa, Chordata, Actinopteri, Syngnathiformes, Syngnathidae.
AUGCGGGAAGAAAACGGCGUCCCCGUUCGGACGCUUUCUCUUUGCCUGGCGCUGCUUCUGCUGUGCCAGCAGGUGACGGACAAACUCUCAUCCGUCCAGGUGCGCUGGAGCGUCGAGGCGCCAAGUCCGGAGCAUAAAAGAGUAGCCCGCAUGAGCCCGCUGUGGAGGAUCAUGAACAGCAAACCUUUUGGCGCGUUUUGCCAGAACAACUACGAAUGUUCCACCGGAGUCUGCAGGGCGGGACACUGCGCCACGUACCAACGGCCGCCCACCGAGCCCCUCGACGACUAG